GACAAAGGCUGGAAAGGCAGAGCAAGAGGAGAUAGCAAGGAGGUGUCGACAGCGGCAGAGAAGAGACAAGAUGAGAAGAGCGAAGGCAGAGGAGGUGCUGGGUUAUAUGCUGUGCCUUUAAAACAGUAAGCCCCUCCUCCGCAGAGCUGAGCAGAGGAGCCGAGUGGUGCUGGCAGGAGUCUGAGCUCCACGAUAAACUCUGGCAUCAGCUCCUCUUCAUCUGGCAGUCAGCGAGGGCACAGUGAGGGUGCAGGGGCAAAGAGAGAUGGGGAUGAAGGAAGAUUGACUGAGACAGGAGAGGAAGAGAGAGAUAAAACAGAGACAGUCACACAAGAAAAGGCCAAAACACUGAGAGGGAGAGGAUGUCACAAGAAUAACAUGCUGCCUUUUCCUCAUCGUGCAGACUCCAGAUGUGGGUGAACGUUGACUAGGAUGACGGGUGGCAGUGUUUUUACGCCAGCACGAUCGUCUGAGUGACGGCAGCGGCCGCAUCACAUCCCAAAGUAGGAGUUCUCCUUGCCUCCCCAGCCCUUAGUCGUCUUCUGCCUCCUCUCUCUCCUUUUUCAGAGUGCAAUCAGGGCCAUUCAUCGUUCCUAUCGCUGCUCCCUGCCUCCUCCUCCUCCACAGCUCCAUCCUCCACUUGUACUCCUCCUCUGAUGAGCCACAACCUCAGAGUGAAAUAACCCUGCUGAAAGAAGCUUCUCUCUCUAUCAAGACAGUGUCAUGUGCAGCUGGCCAGCGUACCCCGUGGCAGUGGUAUCGCCCCGGAUUUGGAGAGAAUCUUUGCCCCCCUUUCACUCCGUGGAUCUCAUUUGGGAAGCUUUCAUGGGAUUUAUUCUGUGUUGCUGGAUGGCACAGAGAUCCCUGCCACUCUGAAGAGAUUGUGGAGAAAACUAACUACACGGAUAAGAAGUAAAAUAAUUAUCCAAUCACCGCACAAGCAGACAGACUGGGUUCCCUUAGCAACAACUGAACAAGACAAGAGAUUCCUUUUUUUUCUGCACCCUUGGUUUUUCGGCACACCCCUGUGACUACCGUGGGUCAGUGUUUUAGAAGAGGAUUUGGAGAGCGAUGUUGCAUAAGAUGAUCUGCCACCCGGAUUCCCGGGAUUGGUGCUAAUUUUCUUUCUGCCCCCCCUUCCGUUUAAGUCUCACCGACCCGAUGAUCAUUUGUAAUCCCUCCAUGAAUUAUCAUCACAAGUUACAUUCUGCUGGCUUAGAAAUCCACAUCACCUGGAAUGAGCUCCACAAUUAAGAGAUCGGAUGCUGCAAAAAUAGCCAACCCUCUUCUUUAGCCCAGAUAAUUCAUGGACAAAACUGAAAGUUUAAACCAUUGUCUAUGAAGACAAUGUAUGUGAGGCAAAAGUUCACUUUGAUUUCUAAGUAGAAUUAUAAUAUUGUUUUCCUCGGGGGCAAGAGGAAUAUUCCUCAUUUAAAAAAAAAAAUUAUCUUCUUAUAGACAGCAGUCCUCACACAGGGACUAUAUUUAGAAGACAGAUACUGUCCCCUUUGGCUAGCAAUAGAACAGAAAAAGAUCCCGGUCAAACUGAGCCACUGUGGGGGUUUUUGUAUUUUUCUAUUUAGGUUACAGUCCAUAAAACUUCCUUUUGAGGGGGAUUGAUUUGAACUUAUUCACUGCUUUUACUUUUCUAUAUCAAUCGGCAGUGAUGCUGACAGGUUUUGAGGGUGAAAAGAAUUGUACAGAAAAGUGUUCUCUUGUAUAGAGGUGUUUUUUUGAAAUAGCAUCUCCCUGGGAACAAUUUCAAAUAUACACAUUAACGCAAGAUGAGUUGGAUGAACUUGGUUAUGUAAGAGUUUCAUACAACCUUCAAUACAUGUGUUUCUCUUCUCCCUUUUCAAUGGAUUUACUCCUUUCAACUUUACCCUUGUUGACUUUCUCUUCAUCUGGAGAAGUGUAUGGCAAAACGCAUGGAUGUCAGAGUGUGACCCUGUGCCAAGUGUGCGGGCGAGGCAAGGCGUUCCAGCUGCCCAGGUGCUUUUAAGAUGUUGAGGUCUCCCUGCGUGGCCGGGGCCCCUGUUCGGAUCAGUAGCACUGAGGCUCCUUGUAGCCAAAGACAUGGACCCCGAAUCGGCCCCCCUACGCCCUCAGCCUGUUGGCCAUUGGCUCCACUUUGCUUUGUAAAGGAUGUCCCUCAGCAGAGCUCCGGCCCGGGACACCACUGAGACCCCCAGCCCGAGAGAACGCAUCCGCAGUCACAUGAAGAUGGUGAUUGACCAGCUGGAAGGCAUUCUCAAGGAGCUCAAGGAUGUGGCCAAGGAACUCCGGGAGGUGGUGGGUCAAAUCGAUAAAUUAACAUCCGACUUUGACUUCGACCUGGAGCCAGAUGAUUGGACGGUGGCCACAGCUAGCAGCACAUCCAGCAGUGAGCGAGGUUUGGGAGAAGCCUUCAGGCUGGACUUUCUCAAUGCAGAUGUGCUCUCUGAUAGCUGGGAGUUCUGCAGUUACCUAGAGGCUGCUGGUGCAGCUGCCCGCAGGUCUAGUGAUCAACCAGGGGAUCUACAACAUGAGCUGGGCCAGGGAACUAUCCAGACCCAGACACCAACUCCACCCCCAACCACUGCCUCGGUCUACUCUCAGAUGAAUGGCGGACUUCCUAUUCCUAAUGGACCACGCAUUAUUACUCCAGACUCCUCUAGCGAGGAGGCAAGCAGCUCCACACACAGCCAAAAGACCUCCCGUACGUCUGGCACACGGGAAAGAGUCCGUUUCAGUGACAAAAUUCUCUACCAUGCAUUGUGCUGUGACGACGAUGAAGAGGAGGAGCAGGAGAAGUUACAGGAGGACAAGAGCAGCUGCGCUACACCAGACAGUGAUACAGAGCAAGGCGUUCUGGGUAGCUUAUUCGCUCCUAAGCGUUCUUCUUCUGAGCACUCACUCCUGCAUAACUGUCUGGACCCAUCCUAUGGCUCCUCGCCAGCAAAGGCGAUGACAGGAGCUCACACGCUACCCAGGAAAGGUCUCCUAAACCCCAGCUGCCGCAAAAAACUGUUACGAAAUAGCAGCACACAAACUGUCUCUGAUAAGAGCACUCAAACUGUACUGCCCUAUAUUCCAACUAAACAGAAAGCAGAGGACCACUGAGGAAGCAAACAAAUCUCACGAAAAGGAACUGUGCAUUAUUUAAUAUUAAAUACAUAGCUCAUAGAUUAAUACACAAAUAACGAAUUACUAAAUAAAUAAAUGAUAUAUGAAAAAUCA
Cyprinodon tularosa is the source of this 3219-nucleotide messenger RNA. RefSeq names its product inhibitory synaptic factor 1 (gene insyn1). The transcript is spliced from 3 exons. Gene Ontology annotation, cellular component: postsynaptic density. Gene Ontology annotation, biological process: inhibitory postsynaptic potential. Bases 2146 to 3102 code for a protein of 318 amino acids. The record is from RefSeq and is a predicted model, not a curated record. Lineage: Eukaryota; Metazoa; Chordata; Actinopteri; Cyprinodontiformes; Cyprinodontidae.